Molecule: messenger RNA, 5319 nt
Organism: Helicoverpa armigera (cotton bollworm)
Lineage: Eukaryota; Metazoa; Arthropoda; Insecta; Lepidoptera; Noctuidae
Product: phospholipid-transporting ATPase IF
Exons: 19
Coding region: 430-3606 (1058 amino acids)
Biological process (GO): phospholipid translocation
Cellular component (GO): endoplasmic reticulum; plasma membrane
Molecular function (GO): magnesium ion binding; ATP binding; ATP hydrolysis activity
Source: RefSeq, a predicted model, not a curated record
UAGAAGAAUGCAAUUAUUGUUAAGUUAGCAUGUAAUUAUAAUUAGUUGCUGGAUGACCAAAGAGAACUAGGAUGAUAUAAAAAAAAGAAACUGUAUCUACUUACUUAGAAGAACAGUAUAUCACUAAUAAAUUGUGACUGGUGCACAAUAUGCUGCACCAAUGCUGCUGCUGGGUACGCUGUGUGUGCACAGAGAAUUCAUUGCGGAUGGAAAGCGUACUGUAAGUUGUAUGCCACAAAUAUGAACUACGCCGCGGCAUUGCGAAACCCUGGGUCACCCUCGUCUUAGCUUCAAGAAUCAUUCACUUGAAAGGGCAACAGAGUAUCGUCAACAAGAGAAGAAACUCGGCAGAUCGAUGUGGGGUCCCCCGAGGAAGACGGCAAGAAGAAGAAACACAAUAAGAUCAAGACCUCCAAGUACACUGUGCUCAUGUUCUUGCCUAAGAACCUGAUGGAACAGUUCCGAAGAGUGGUGAACUUCUACUUCUUGAUCGUCACCAUUAUAGCUGUCAUUAUAGACAGUCCGGUAUCACCACUAACAAGCAUAGCUCCCCUAAGCUUCGUGGUGCUCGUGACUGCCAUAAAGCAAGGCUAUGAAGACUGGCUGAGACACAAGGCCGACAACAAGGUCAACAAUCAGAUAGUGGAAAUAGUCCACAAAGGCGUGAUUAAAGAAGUCCGGAACUCCUCGAUCGCGCCCGGCACCCUCGUUCGCGUGAAGAGAGGCAAAGAGGUCCCAGCUGACCUGGUCCUUCUCUGCUCAGCUGGCGAAAAGGGAAAGUGUUACGUCACUACAGCUAAUCUUGAUGGGGAAACGAAUUUGAAGACUCUGAGGGUACCUCCUCCGUUAGUGGCCUUCACGCCAGAUAUUCUGCCUCAAGGCAUGCGAAUAGAAGUACCGCACAAUGUGCCAGAUCUCUACACGUUUUUUGGGCGGUUGGAGAUCCCUAACCAGGACAGCUUGGUGCUAACGACCGACCAUCUUAUGCUGAGGGGGUCCAGGGUCAAGAAUACUGAGUGGGCGAUAGGAUGUGCUAUUUAUACUGGCGAAGAAACAAAACUGGCACUCAACUCAAAAUACUCAGGAAACAAAUUCUCAUCGAGCGAGCUGGCGAUCAACGAGUCCCUCCUAUACUUUAUAAUUCUCCUAAUAGUUGAAAUUGUAAUCUCUUUGGGUGCUAAACUGUUUAUUGAACGUCGGCACCCCGAGAGAGACAAAUACUUGGGCCCGGGCACUCCAUACCCGGCCCCUCUAAGCUAUAUUCUGCAAGAUCUAUUCUCCUUUCUUCUGCUGUAUUACUACAUUAUACCAAUGUCGUUAUACGUCACUAUUGAGCUGUAUAAAUUUAUUGGGUCAUUAUUCAUCGCCUGGGAUGAAGACCUCCGGUGUGAGGAAACAGGCAAACCCGCGGUAGCGAACACGUCAGAUUUGAACGAGGAGUUAGGGCAAGUGGAAGUGCUAUUCUCCGACAAAACGGGCACUCUUACUAAAAACCUUAUGGUGUUCAAAUCAUGCUCCAUAAAGGGGAGAAUGUAUGAAGAAAGGAGUUCCAGACUUUAUGAUGUCGAAAGGUUGGACGAACCUGUGGAUAUUGGUCAGACAGACAUCAAAUUCUUCUUCAAAAUCCUCGCUCUCUGCCACUCAGUUCAAGUUUCGAACGAAGACAUGAAGAAACUGAGCGCUCGUCUCUCAGGGACUGGCAACUUGCAACUACUAAACUUCUUCAGAAGAAAAAAAAUCAAAGCAAGGACUAACGCUCCUUCCACUAACGUCAUAGACAAUGUUACUUGGAACAGUAUAAUAAAUGAGAAUGGUAAUAAAAUGGAUUAUCAAGCAAGUAGUCCGGAUGAAAAGGCUCUUGUCGAAGUAGCCGAAAGAGUGGGGGUUACGUUUUUAGGGGAGGAGGGGAAUGACUUGGUGAUAAAAGUGGGGGAAUUAACGGAGAUGUAUGAGCGACUGCAAGUGAUUGAGUUUUCUUCGGAGAGGAAGAGGAUGUCGGUUAUAUUGAGGGAUAAGGAUGGAAAGAUUUGGCUGUUCUGCAAAGGAGCAGAAAGUUCAGUAUUUCCUCUGUGUACCAAUAGUACAUUAGUCGAGGAAACGGAUAAAGAUAUUAACACAUUCGCUAACAAAGGUCUCAGGACUUUAGCUAUUGCGUACCGAGAGAUUCCUGAAGAUGAAUAUGAGAGAGUUAAUGAAGCAAUAAAAAGUUUAGACGGUAAAAGCGCAGACGCGCUACAACUAGUCACACAACAAUACAGGGUGUUAGAGAAAAACCUCACGUUGUUAGGAGCUACUGGCGUUGAAGACUGUUUGCAAGACGAUGUGGCUGACACGCUCGCGUCGCUCAGACGAGCGGGGAUCAAGACUUGGGUGCUUACCGGGGAUAAGGUAGAAACAGCGAUCAACGUCGCCCAAUCCUGCGCCCACAUAUCAGAAAACGACCGAAGAAUGUUUAUGAUAGGUGUAGCCGACAAUAUAGCUUUACAGGCCCAUUUUGAAGAAUGUAGACGAAUUAUUAGCGAACCUAGUUACAGAGACUUGACUUUAGUUGUCGAUGGCUCUAGUAUGUGUUUGGUGUUGGACACCCCUUAUGCCCCUGCUUUCGCGGAAAUAGCUGUCAAUUGUCAUGCCGUGUUGUGCUGUAGGUUGUCGCCGAUACAGAAGGCUAAGAUAGUAAAAUUAAUAAAGAACAGUCCAAGUAGGCCGAUAACAGCAGCUAUCGGAGACGGCGCGAAUGAUAUAUCGAUGAUACAAGAAGCUCACGUCGGCUUCGGCAUCCUCGGGAGAGAGGGACAUCAGGCCGGAAGAUCCGCUGAUUUUGCCAUCACAAAGUUUUCUAUGAUAAAGAAAAUGUUAUUAGUGAUGGGGCACUGGUACUAUCAGAGGCUGGCCACACUUAUACAGUAUUUUUUCUAUAAGAAUCUAGUCUUAGGGAAUAUUAUGUUCCUAUUUCAAAUCCACACAGUAUUUUCAACGCAGUCGAUCUUCGACUCGAUGUACCUGACGUUCUACAACUUAGUGUUCACAUCCGUACCUGUGCUCGUUCUCUCUGUCACCGAGCAACGGUGGCCUGCUAGCUUAUUGGCCAGCAACCCAAUCCUGUACCGCGACAUCAGCCGCAACCGUCUGAUGUCGUGGCAGUACUUCGUGGCGUGGUGCCUGUCGGCCACCUACCACUCGCUGGUGGUGUACUGGUUCGCCUUCGCCGUCAUACAGUACUCCGUCAUCAGCAUCGAUGGCCGCCCCGUCGAUCUGUGGUGUUUCGGUGCGAUAAUAUUCCACAUGAUGACGAUAGUAGUGAACUUGAAGCUGUGGCUUCAGACGCGGUACCACACACUCAUCUUCGUGGCGUCCAUCUUAGUCUCCAUACUGCUAUACAUGGGCUUCAAUGUCGUCUACUCUGUUGUAUACUUUCCAAUAGACGGCGACGUGCUUGGAACAUACAUACGGCUGCUUGCAGCUCCAACAUUUUGGUUCCUGAAUCUUUUGGCGAUACUAGCCUGUCUUAUACCUGACUUCGUAGUUAGAAUCUUAUCGGAUCGGUGGGGAUUCAAAACCGUGCAGCGAACUCCCACUAGACCAUCUGUAUUUACUACCAGGCUAUGAUAAGUUGUUUAUAAGCAAACACAUUUAAAAAAUAGAGGAAUUGAAAACUUCUUCUUGGGAAGUCGGUCAAAAAUACUUAUUAUGACUCAAGAACGGCUGAAAAUUGGUGAAGAGAGGUAGCUUAAACCCGGGAUAAGUAAAAAGCAUUUUUAUCCCUAUCCGGCAGAUCCCUCAGGACGUGGGUGUAAUUGUGGGUUUAACCUAGUUUUAGAUAGAUAAAAUAUAUUGUUUUGGAUCGAAAGCAGCGCGGAUUCCUAAGACAAAGUCCUUGUAAUUUGUUAUCCAAUUUUGUAGAUGAAUAAAAUUGCUGUUAACUAAUAGUGAAUUUAAUAACGAUAAAGUCAUAAUCUAUAAUAUAAAAAUGAAUCGCAAAAUAUGUUGGUAAGCGCAUAACUCAACAACGCCUGGACCAAUUUGGCUAAUUCUUUUUUGUUGUGUUUGUUAUUGUCAGGAGAAGGUUCUUAUGAAAAAAAAAUAGGGUAAAGUAGAGAAGUCAGUUGACGGGAGCGAAGCCGCGGGCAAAAGCUAGUAAAUAAUAGAAUUAACAUAUCACGAUAAAUAUUUGAAAUACUACAUGGACAAGUAGGUAGUAAUUAAUAUAAUUUACGUAUUGGAAUUAAAAGAAAAUAUAUGUUUCUAAGUAAAUAUUACAAAAUUAGUACAAUAUGGUUUGAGGAACUCUUGUGAUAAAUACAGGGUGUAGUUUCGUAGGUAUAUAUAAUAUACACUAGUACUAUAUAUUAUAUAGAAAAAAUACGUAAUAGAAAAAAUACCGUAAUACGAUGGCUGCAACGUCAUACCUAAGGGUACUUAAAUAUUCAUGUUUACUAUAAAAUGGAUUAAGUAAGAAUUUGAUUUGUUAUAAAAUUUUCUUCUAUAUGUAACAGAUUAAAUACAAUUAAUUUAGCCCUUUGAGUCGGGUGAGCAAAUUAAGGUGAGCAGCUUUAAGCAAAUUGUUUCGCCGACAAACUGGGGGUUGUAGUGAAUCCUGUAUUUAAAUAUUAUAUAGUCCUAUUCAGUGUAUUUGAAUUAAAUCUACUUUAGAUAGCAAAUUAAUAAGUGUAAUUAGUAAUUUACUUUGUAUGUAUAGGCACAGCCUUGAUUAAUUAUUUCCUAAUAAAUAUGUUAGGGGGAAAUAAUUUGAAAAUUGGUGCUCUUAAAAUAAAGUAGUUGACUAGUCAUAUAAUAUAGUCUUUUGAGUUUCUUAUUAUUUAUCAAAUACUAAUGUGAUUUGGUAUAAGUAAGAGUAUACACGAAGUCAGUAUACUAUAAAAUGCUACUGGUGAUAGCUAUUUAUUUUGCUGCCAAACAACAUUAUACAAACUUAAGUAAAUUCUAUACUGUAAAAAUUGAGGUUAUGAAGAUAGAUAUAUGUUCUAUUUGGUAUAAAUUAUAUAGAUUUAUUUAUCUUUCUGUGUCGAUAUUUAUUAGCAUUAGCUAGUAUAAGUGCUACUCUUAAGAAUUAUUAAUAAGCAGUGCAUUUAUUAUGAGAGAUUGUUCAGAAACAAUACCUAAUACCUACAUUAAAAAUAGAUAUAAGUAUAUGCACUUUAUUUUUCUCUUAUGACAAAACACUUAACUUUCGUAGCAAUAAAUUAAAUUAAGAUUAUCCUCGCUAAAGUUACGUAAUAGUUAGUUGUAAAUAUUAUUUAAAGAAUACUUAUUAUAUUAUUUGACCAAUAAUUUUAAAUUAAAUGAAUUUAUUUUUUAAUA